AUGUAUACACCAGACGUAGAGGGCGUGUUUAUACUAACUGAUUCUCAGAAAUUUCGCAUUGAAAAGGUUGAGCAAGAAACGAAGAAGAGUGAGACUCUGAAACCGUUGCCCACAGAGUCGUCAGCUGGUAAAACAGACAACACACUUGCAGAAACUCAUUCAACUGAUUCACCAGCGCCGCAAACGUAUGGGACAAUCACAUCUACUGGUGACAGUGAUGGAGAUACCUUGGUAGAGAAUAUGCAUAUAGAUUAUGAACCUCUUUUUACCAAGGUGGAAAUUAAACCGGGGGUGAAAGGUCGGCUACGUGUAUUCUUUCUAGCAUUGGUUCCUAUUGACCAUAGAAGGUGGAAAUAUCAAAAGCUAGUUGGCAAAAUACUUGAUGUGCUCAAGAUGCCUGUGAUGUUUCUUGCCAUUCUAACAAUCCCUCUAGUUGAUCAUGAAAAAGAUAUGAAAAAUUGGAAUAAAAUAUUGAACUGCCUCCAUAUGAUAACAGCUCCAGUAUUUUCCACUGUAGUGACAAUGUGCCAUUCCGUUCCCGUGUCGGACCAGUUUCUUGUGUGGCACGUAGCUUUGAUCAUAGGAGCGAUAUUAUCAGUAUUGGUCUUCCUGACUUCCUCCCAUGAUAAACCGCCUGUAUACCACUGGGUGUUUGCGUAUGCUGGUUUUGGUAUGGGUGUCGUCUGGAUCUACGCGACUGCUAAUGAAAUCAUCAAUGCCCUUCAGGCACUUGGUAUUAUGUUUGAUUUGAGUGAAGAACUUCUUGGAUUUCUAUUACUAGCCAUUGGAAAUAGCAUAGCAGAUUUAGUUACAGAUACUACAAAUGCCAAAGCCGGUCGACCUGUUAUGUCCAUUGGUGCAUGUUUUGGUGGACCCUUAUUCAAUAUGUUAUUAGGAUUCGGCAUAGCUGGUACAAUUGGGGCGAUUCGUGCAGAUGGAGAGGACCUCAUGAUUUCUUACCAGCCUCUACAGGCCGCCUAUUUUUCACGAUGGCCGUCAGUUUGUUGUCUUCUUUGCUCAUCAUGCUUGUUUACUGGUUUAAAGUCACCAAACCAUAUGGAGUAUAUCUAUUUAUUUUGUACAUCGUUUUUCUCAUUAUUGCUAUACUGGUAGAAACUGAAGUCAUUAAUUUAUGAUGAAAUGACGUUAUUCAUCUGUGAUUCGAUAAUCGUUAAUAUACUUCACUUAAUCAUGCUUGGCUAACCAUUAAACAUGUAACUGAAUAGUAAUGUCUGAAAAUGUGCUAAAAAUGUAAAACAAAUCACUGCUUUAAUAUAUUUACGCUUUCUUUUACGUUUGAUUUUAAGUUUCCCACCUGUAACUGUGUAUGGCGAUGACACACUAUGUACAUGUAUAUUCAAAUGAUAUGCAUGUAGCAACCAACCUAUACUAAUCAAAUCACGCCACGUACUCCCCUUCGUCAUGUGACCCCAC
Saccoglossus kowalevskii is the source of this 1434-nucleotide messenger RNA. RefSeq names its product mitochondrial sodium/calcium exchanger protein-like. The record is from RefSeq and is a predicted model, not a curated record. NCBI's taxonomy places the organism in Eukaryota, Metazoa, Hemichordata, Enteropneusta, Harrimaniidae.